AUGCGCUUCACUAUUGCCGCCACCGCCGCCUUCUUCGCCACUGCCGCCAUGGCCCAGGUCAACGUCGACCAGCGCGACGUUACCGUCUAUCAGACCCAGGUCGACACCAUCACCUCUUGCGGUCCUGAGGUUACCAACUGCCCUGCUCGCUCUCACUCGAGCACCGCUGCUCCCGUCAGCACCACUCCCUCGAGCGCCGCUGUCGUGCCUACCAGCAGCUCUGUCGUCGCCCCCGUGAGCUCGGUCCCCUCUAGCAGCCCCAUUGCUUCCAGCAGUCCCGUCGCCUCCAGCCCCGUUGCCUCCAGCCCUGUCGCUUCCAGCGCCCCCGUCUUCACCUCUUCUGCUCCUGCUGGCGAGUGCACUCCCGUCACCUACUGGAGCACCGUCACCGUCACUGCUGGUGGCUCCUCCACCUUGACUCCUUACUACCCCACUGGCACCGGCAGCUCUGGCUCUGGCUCCGGCUCCGGCUCCGGUUCUGGCUCUCCUUCGGGCUCUGGUGCCUACUACCCCUCUGGCACCGGCACUGGUGCUUACUACCCCACCGGUACCACCGGCACCAAGUCCUCUGGCUCCAACACUCCCCUCUCUCCUAGCUCCACCAACCCCUCUGCUUUCACUGGUGCUGCUAGCAGCCUGACUGGCUCCAACUCUCUCGCCAUCGCCGGUCUCGCUGCCGCCGCUGCCUACAUCCUUGCUUAA
Molecule: messenger RNA, 702 nt
Organism: Xylona heveae TC161
Lineage: Eukaryota; Fungi; Ascomycota; Xylonomycetes; Xylonales; Xylonaceae
Exons: 2
Coding region: 1-702 (233 amino acids)
Source: RefSeq, a predicted model, not a curated record